CCUUGACGCCGCUCCCGGAGCCGGUGCUUUCGCUUUUAGCUGCUCCCGGCACGGAGAGGCUCGGACACUGGGAUGGGGCCGUCAUCCUGUCACCCCUGACACACGGACUGGAGCCCUGGCGGGACAGCAAGGCUUCGGGAAGGACAUGGCACAGACGGUGACACCAGGCACGUCCCCAGAGGGGCCUCAUCCCUUCUACAUGUACAAGGUGGUGCUGCUGGGCAGCAUGUCCGUGGGCAAGUCCAGCCUGGCCUACAGAUACGUGAAAAACGACUUCAGGGAGCUGCUGCCAACCGUGGGAUGCUCCUUCUUCACACAGAUACUCGACCUGGAGGAGGCCACUGUCAAGUUUGAGAUCUGGGACACGGCGGGCCAGGAGAAGUACCAGAGUGUCUGUCACCUCUACUACCGGGAUGCCCACGCUGCCCUCCUCGUUUAUGACAUUGCUAACAAGCAAACAUUCAGCAGAGCAAAGCUGUGGCUGGAGGAGCUGGAGAAGAAAUUCCUUCCCGAUGAAAUCGUGAUUGCUCUGGUGGGCAACAAGACUGACCUUGCUGCUGAGCGAGAGGUCACCGCUGAGGAGGGGGAAGACUUUGCACAAACAAAAGGCCUCCUGUUCAUGGAGACAUCUGCAAAAUCCAACCACCAAGUAAAUGAUGUCUUCAUGGCCAUAGUCCAAGAGCUCCUGAGGAGGGAAAAAGAGAAGGCAUCGAAGCCAUCCCCACGUGGGAGGUCGACCGUGGACCUGCGGGCGAGCGGGGCGAGUUCGAGGUGCUGCCGGAGCUGAGGAUGUGACACUCUGCACUCAGCAGGGCCAGGGACAAAGCUGGGGGGCUCAGAGCUGCAGGGACAGCUCAGCCUGAGCACCCUCCCUCUCACAGCCCCUUCAGAGCCCACCCUGGGUACACGGGGCCUCUUCAGCCCUUCAGCCCCAUCUUCAGCUGGGAGAUAAAGCACAGGGGUUUCUUCCACCAGUCUUCCAUUUCCAGAGAAAAGCACAACCUGGCAGGAACACUGCCACCAACCCUGACUGGUGACAUCCCCCCAGCCCCAGCUGUCACCUCCUCCAUCUCCCUUUCCCUCUGAAAAUCUAAUUUCCCAAAGCAAAGAUCCCGGUGGUUUUACACCCAGGCUGCAAAUAAAGAGAA
Vidua chalybeata is the source of this 1148-nucleotide messenger RNA. RefSeq names its product RAB17, member RAS oncogene family (gene RAB17). NCBI's taxonomy places the organism in Eukaryota, Metazoa, Chordata, Aves, Passeriformes, Viduidae. The transcript has 6 exons. Gene Ontology annotation, molecular function: GTP binding; GTPase activity. Bases 146 to 787 code for a protein of 213 amino acids. The record is from RefSeq and is a predicted model, not a curated record.